Molecule: messenger RNA, 1449 nt
Organism: Pochonia chlamydosporia 170
Lineage: Eukaryota; Fungi; Ascomycota; Sordariomycetes; Hypocreales; Clavicipitaceae
Product: proteasome regulatory particle subunit
Exons: 4
Coding region: 1-1449 (482 amino acids)
Cellular component (GO): proteasome regulatory particle, lid subcomplex; nuclear proteasome complex; cytoplasm
Source: RefSeq, a predicted model, not a curated record
AUGUCUGAAGCCACGCUGAAGCCUGAGAAGGACUUCACGAAGGAGGUCGACCAGCAGCUCCCGGAAGCUGAAACCUUGGCAAAGACCAACCUUCAAGGAGCAAUCGAGAAGCUCGUCGCCCUUGAGAAGCAGACUCGACAGGCCUCGGAUUUAGCAUCAACAUCACGGUUAUUGGUUGCUAUCGUGACGCUCUGCAAAAAUGCCGGCGACUGGAGCUUGAUGAACGAGCAGACUCUCGUACUUUCCAAGAAGCAUAGCCAACUCAAGCAGGCCAUCACAAAGAUGGUACAGACAGUGGUUGGCUUCCUCGACGAAAGCCCCGAUCUGAAAACGAAGCUCUCAGUUAUCGAGACGCUACGAACCGUCACAGAGGGAAAGAUCUUUGUUGAGGUCGAACGAGCCCGCGUGACCAAGAUCCUCUCUGACAUCAAGAAGGAGCAGGGAGACUUGAAGGCCGCUACGGAGAUCUUGUGCGAGUUGCAGGUCGAGACAUUUGGUUCUAUGGACCGAAGGGAAAAGACUGAGUUUAUUCUUGCGCAAGUUGCAUUGUGCAUUGAGAGCGGGGAUUGGACACAAGCCGGCAUUCUUGGCCGCAAGAUCAGCACAAGAUACUUGGCCCGCAAGCCCAAGAAGACUGCCGAGCAGCUGGAAAAGGAACAGAAAGAACGAGAGAAGAAGAAGGCACGGGGUGAGGAAGUUCCAGAGGAGGUAGAAGACGAUACCACAGACCUGAAGCUGCGCUACUACGAACAACAAAUCAGCCUCGCGAAACACGAUGAUAAAUAUCUAGAUGUGUGCAAGAACUACCGACAAGUACUCGAUACUGAAGCAGUAGAGGAAGAUCCUGCCAAGCUUCACCCGGUUCUUCAACGCAUCAUCUAUUUCGUCAUUCUUUCGCCCUAUGAUAAUGAGCAGAAUGAUCUGCUUCAUCGAAUUUUCAAAGACACACGAAACUCCCAAGUCUCUCUGGAUGCCGAACUUCUGCGGCUGUUCACCGUCCACGAGUUGAUGCGGUGGCCAGAAAUUGCCAAGAAAUUUGGCCCUCACCUGUGCAGCACAGAUGUGUUCGAUGCACAGUCUGGCCAGUCUUCAGAUGAAAAAGCUCAUCAACGAUGGGAGGACUUGCGAAAGCGUGUCAUUGAACACAACGUCCGUGUCGUGGCCAAGUACUAUACUAGAAUUCGCAUGGGUCGUUUGACCGAGUUACUCGACUUGGCUGAGAACGAAACUGAAAAAUAUAUCAGCGAGCUGGUGACCUCAAAGACGGUUUAUGCUAAGAUUGAUCGACCUGCCCGAAUUGUCAGCUUUGCUAAGCCUAGAGGUGCGGAUGACGUUCUGAACGAAUGGAGCCAUAACAUGAAGAGUCUUCUGGGGCUAUUGGAGAGAAUUGACCACUUGAUCACGAAGGAAGAGAUGAUGGCACGAAUUCAACCCACGAAUACAAAAUAG